This is a messenger RNA of Nomia melanderi (Alkali bee), 2427 nucleotides long. NCBI's taxonomy places the organism in Eukaryota, Metazoa, Arthropoda, Insecta, Hymenoptera, Halictidae. The record is from RefSeq and is a predicted model, not a curated record.
CUUAAUAACCUUUAACACGUGUAAAUGAUUUAAUAUUUAUUGUAUUUGUUCAAUGUGUUUAAUACAGAAGAUGUUUUCUUUUCAAAAAAUUGUAAAUCAAUUUGUUUGUGCGGACAACGCCCCAGAUGCGUUGAGCAUUCCCCUUACUUUUAUUGGAAGAGAGGGGAUAUCGUUUAACACGAAAAGUUCAUGUAAUAACUACAUUUAUUUUAUGAUAUUCUAUUCAUGAAUAGAAACAUAAUUUUAGAAUUUAUAUUUUAAAUUUUAAAUAAAUGAUUUUAUAUCGCUUAUUUGUUGUAUAUGUUAAUUAUUAAAUUUAAAUAUUAAAUAUAAAGAUUGUGUCUUUGAAUUAGUACAUUGUUCGAAUUUUGUUUAUGACAAUGUCUUCUAAUGAUGAAUUUCUUUCAUGUACCUCUCAACCAAAAAUGAAAAGAAGAAAGAACUCGGACAAGGAAAGACUACAACUUCAAAACUGUCUAGAAAUUAAGGGAAAAUUAAAAGAAUAUUACUUUUCUGAAGAUGAGCACAUAGAAAAGAAUUCUAAUAAGGAUGGAACUACUUUUUACCCUAAAAUUGUGUUAGGUAUUGAAGAAUGGUCGAAUGACCAUCCUCAAAGAAAUUUUAUACAGUUUAUUGGAAAACCAGGAUUAAAAAAAUCAGUUCAAGAGCAAACACCUUUCUCUUACUUUUCUCUCUUUUUUACCUCAACAUUUCUGAAACUUUUAGUGACAGAAACUAAUGCAUAUGCAGAAAUUUUAUUUUUACAAGAAUAUGGAGAAAGAACAAGAAUUUCCGAUUGGAAGGACACUUCAGUAGAUGAAAUAAAAAUCUUUUUAGGAAUACUAUUUUUAAUGGGCCUAAUUAGAAUAAAUCGCAUGAACGAUUGUUGGAAAAAACAUUAUUUAUUCAAUCUACCUUUCGGAAAAUUUAUGGGGCGUGACCGCUUUUUAUUGCUCUUAAGAUGUCUUCACUUUGACCGGUUACAACAUUCCUCUGAUAAUCUACAUAAAAUAAAUACAGUAAUUGAUUAUUUCAAUUACAAUAUGGAUACAAUUUAUAGUCCUAGUAGGAACCUUUUAAUAGAAGAUAGUAUGAUUUUUUGGGCAGGACAAUAUAAGAAACACAAAUAUAGAUUAAAAUUGCACACUUUAUCAGAACCCUGUGGUAUAAUUAAUGAAUUAUAUUUACACUUUUUAAGUAACAAAAAUGCAGAGGACAAACAUUGCGUACAAAAAGUUGUACACAAGUUAUUAGAAGGAAAAAUAGGUCAAGGGCAUGCAAUUUUUAUGAGCAGUUAUUAUAGUAGUGUACCAUUAAUUAACAAUCUUUUUAUAAAAAAAACUUAUUGCACAGGAAACGUAAAUCCAAAUAAAAUCAAUAACUUACCAGAGAUAGUUAAAAAAAAGUUGAUUAAAGAGGAAUGUGUUUAUAAUCACAACAACCAAGGAGUUUGUUGUUGCAAGUGGAAGGAUAAAAAGAAUACAUAUGCUAUUUCAAGUGAAUUCGGAGGGGAACUUGUAAAGAUUGGAAAUAAACAUGGAAUGGAAAAGAAGAAACCAAAACUUAUCAACGAAUAUAAUAAACAAAUGCAAAAUAGAUUGGAUAGACAAGAUCCAAUGCUAUCAUAUUAUCCUUUGACACAUAAGUUUCUGCAAUGGUACAAGAAGUUAGGCAUACAUAUCAUCCAUAUAAUGCUCAAUAAUGCCCAUUUUUUUUACAACAAGUACAAUGGCGGUACAAAGAAAGAUUUGCAUGAUUUUCAGUUUGAGAUUGUUUCGACAUUAUUACCACCGCCGGAACAAAAUAUUCCAUUGUUUUCGCCACAGUUUAAAAUACAUUUACCUGAAUUGCUUCCUAAAGGCAUAAAUAAUAGAACUAUGAGGAAAAGAUGUAAAUUAUGUAAUGAUAAAAAGAAUAUUAGGCUAGAUACAAUUUAUCAUUGUCCAGAUUGUCCAUCAAAACCAGGUUUAUGUCUAUCCCCAUGUUUCAGAGAAUUUCAUAACUAUAAGUGAAGUAUUAUAAUUCUAUUAUUACAUACUUCCAGUGAAUUUAUAAUAUUUGUAACAUAAAAACAAAUUGUUCUGACAUAUUAAGACUGAUAUUUGAUACAAAUGAUUUUUUUGCUUUCUUUUUACUCUUAUUUUAGUGUUAAUUUUAUUAAAAUAAAUUCUUAUAUGUUUCAAGUUAUAUGAUCGCAAUUUAAUUUAUCAAUGCUCAUUUCUUUCAAAGAAAUGUUUUUGAACUACAUACCUGGUACAUGCAUCAUAUAAUGAACCCAACCAGGACUUUGUUGAACUCCUAAAUUUCUCCACUCAGUUUCUGACAUAAGAUGUGUUUUUGGAACGUGUCUUGCUAAAUCAACUGGUAAAAUCACAUGUCUGGAGAAGUAAAUAAUAAUUUAAAAAGAAGUUAUAAUUCUUGUAAGUC